Molecule: messenger RNA, 1643 nt
Organism: Zingiber officinale
Lineage: Eukaryota; Viridiplantae; Streptophyta; Magnoliopsida; Zingiberales; Zingiberaceae
Exons: 1
Coding region: 487-1464 (325 amino acids)
Source: RefSeq, a predicted model, not a curated record
CCUCAUUGUGGAGUACUACCAUUACAAUAGAUUAUAACACAGUGAUGCAGAAGGUUUUGAUAGCAUUAUUACAUCCAUGCUUUCUCUUUUCUUCCUUCAUCCUUUAAACUAAAUUGAUAGAAGAGCCUAGCUAGCAGUGAUUCAAUUUUUUUAAAAAAGAAGUAAAAUGGUGUAGAGAAGAAAGGUAUGCAUAUGUUGAUAAUCAUGGCGCUAACUGCUAAAGGAGGAGAGGAGAGGGCGAGCCCUCACCCCCGUGAAGGCCAGCCAAGCCAAAAGCAAGUCCAGGAAAGAAAGAGAGAUAAAGCCGCAAGAGAGACUAAAAUAUGAGGUAAAGUAGCAGACCAAAGCUGGCGUCUCCUCCCUUUUAAGCCAACUGCUGCUGCUUCUUCUUCCCAUCACCAUUGCAGAGGAUUAAGCCGAUCGAAGAGGUAAUUAGAUGGAGAUACACAAAGAUUGAGUUGUUGUCUGAUUAAUUGAGAAAGAUUGAUGAAAGGAAGAGGAGGAAAUGGCGGCAACGUUGGAGCUCCGGCCGACCUCCUCGUCUGCUUCCCAUCCCGGGCACACUUGGCCUUGAUGCCGAAGCCAAUAUGUAGCCCUUCUCGGCCGGCGGACUUGGCUGGGAAGAGGCAUCGUGCCGGUCGCGGCCACGUUAGCCCGCUGUUCAAGACCAAGACCAAGAGGAUGAGCUCGGAGGAGGUCAUCGACGAGCCGACUUCGCCCAAGGUCACCUGCGCCGGGCAGAUCAAGGUCCGGAGCAAGUCCCGGCCGCGCCGGCCACCGGCUGAGCAGAAGAACUGGAUCGCGGUGGUGGAGGAAAUCGAGAGGAUGCACGAGCACCGGAACAAGAAGGCGCAUCACUGGCUCGACGCGGUCAGCCUUAAGAAGGACGUCAUGCACUUGGUCGGCGCUCUCCGCGGCUUCCGCUUCAAUAUGCGGUGCUUCGGUGCGUUCCACGGCGCUGUGGACUGCACCACCGAUGAGGAAGACGGCGAGGAGGAGGAGGAGGACGAGAAGGAGGAGGCCGAGAGCAGCACCGAGUCGGGAACUGUGUUCUCUAAGUGGUUCAUGCUGCUGGAAGAGAACCAAAGAAUAAAACUUGAGAGAGAAACAGAGGAGGAGGAAGAAGAAGAAGAAGGAGGAGGAGGAGAAGAAGAAGAGAAGGAAGAACAAAAUGCUCCGCCAACUAAUUCUUCCGUGCCACCUCCGAACGCUCUAAUGCUCAUGAGAUGCCGGUCUGCACCGGCCAAGGGGUGGCUCAAGAGAAGAGAAUCGGGAGGAGAGGAAGAAGAAAUAGAAGCAGAGGAGGCAAGUAGUUCGUCAACGAGGGAGAAGGAGAAAGAGGAGAAGCUAGUGCUGAUGAGUUAUGCUCCGGACUUCUUCAAGAUCUCCACCGACAUCGCAAGGGAGACUUGGGUGGCCGGGAGCGCCGACCCUCUCGCUCGAAGCCGGAGCUGGAGAAGGUGACAGAGCGCGCCGGCGGCCGGUGCAACAUGGCUCAUGAUCUCCCAGCCUUUGAUGUAUAUGAUCUAAAUACACUUAUGCAUGCUUGUGUGUGUGUGUUGAUUAAAUCUUGGUGUGCGUUUCGUUUGGAACGGAGUUCUGUUGGUCCUUUCUGCGAGAACUAUCUGACAGAAUUCAGGGCA